UCUUCUUAUAUAACCCCACACACUUUACUCAUUGUUUAUGAACAUUCAUAUAUGAUCAUGUAAGUAGUUGUAGUAGUAUUUAUAGCUUUUAUCUUCCUCUCAUUACUGACCCAAAUUGAAAAAAAGAAAAGAUCAAUGGGAUACGACUUACUCCGACGACCGGAAUUUGAAAGUUCCGGUGAUCACCGGCAACAACGUGAAGAAGAAGGAGAAGAACCCAGACCUGACAACAAGAAGAACAGGCUUGUUAUCGUUUCGGUUAUUGCUUUGGGUAUGAUCGUUGUGUCAGCUGUUUGUGCUGGGCUUGCAAUCGUGCUCCGUGAAGGAGCUGCCGACCGUGUUGGCGGCGGCGGUGGAGGAGGCGUAUUGGUCCACCGGAAACCCACUCGAGCUAUAUCCAAGACGUGUAGUAAAGCUCGGUUCCCGAGUCUCUGUGUUAACUCACUCCUCGAGUUCCCUGGCUCACUCGCUGCUAGUGAGCAAGACCUUGUCCACAUUUCGUUCAAUAUGACGUUACGGCACUUUAGUCAAGCUCUUUAUACGACAGCGUCGAUCUCCUACGUUCAAAUGGAUCCACGAGUACGGUCAGCGUUCGAUGACUGCCUCGAGCUUCUAGAAGAUUCCGUCGACGCACUCUCCCGUUCUCUCUCCUCCGUCGUGCCUUCGCAAGACGGCGGUUAUAAAGGCAGCUCGUCCCAAGACGUGAUGACUUGGCUGAGCGCGGCCUUGACGAACCACGACACGUGUACGGAGGGGUUCGAGGGAGUGAGCGGGACGGUGAAGGACCAAGUGGCGGCGAAACUGAACGACUUGGCGGAGCUCGUGAGUAAUUGCUUGUCGAUUUUCGCUGCGAGCGGCGGAGACGAUUUCGGUGGAGUGCCGGUGCAGAACAGGAGGUUGCUGGCGUCGGGUGACGAUUUAUCGGGAGAAAAUGUCGACGAGGACAAAUUCCCGAAGUGGCUAGGGAGGAAGGAGAGGGUACUGUUGAACACCCCCGUGUCGGCGAUCCAGGCUGAUAUAAUCGUCUCGAAAAACGGUACCGUUAAGACGAUCAGCGAGGCAAUUAAAAAGGCGCCGGAGAAUAGUACUCGGCGGAUCAUCAUUUACGUGAGGGCAGGAAGGUACGAAGAGAAAGAUUUGAAGGUGGGGAGAAAGAAAAUAAACUUGAUGUUCAUAGGGGACGGGAAGGGUAAAACAAUAAUUUCAGGUGGAAAAAGUAUUUUUGACAACAUCACCACUUUCCACACGGCUGCCUUUGCUGCAACCGGGGCCGGUUUUAUUGCAAGAGACAUGACAUUCGAGAACUGGGCCGGACCAGCUAAGCACCAAGCGGUGGCUCUUCGUGUCGGGGCAGAUCAUGCCGUGGUUUACCGUUGUAACAUCAUCGGAUACCAAGACACUCUCUACGUUCACUCCAACCGGCAAUUCUACCGGGAAUGUGACAUUUAUGGGACGGUUGAUUUCAUUUUCGGUAACGCCGCCGUGGUAUUCCAAAACUGUAGCAUUUAUGCUCGGAAACCGAUGGCCUUACAGAAAAACACCAUCACUGCUCAAAACCGAAAAGACCCGAAUCAAAAUACGGGCAUCUCGAUCCAUGCAUGUCGGAUUCUACCAGCAUCGGAUCUCGUCGCAUCCAACGGUAGCUUUGAGACGUACUUGGGGCGUCCGUGGAAAUUGUACUCUAGGGUUGUGUUCAUGUUAUCAUACAUGAAUAAUCAUGUACACCCCAAGGGAUGGCUCGAGUGGAACACCACAUUCGCCCUGGAUACACUAUAUUACGGUGAAUACAUGAAUUACGGGCCAGGAGCGGCGAUCGGGCAACGAAUCGGGUGGCCGGGAUAUAGGGUUAUUACUUCCGAGAUUGAAGCAAAUAAAUUUACAGUCCAACAAUUUAUCUACGGAUCAUCAUGGUUACCAUCAACUGGAGUUGCUUUCUUGGCUGGUUUACAAGUUUAAAGCUUGAAUGUUGUUUCACAUUUUGUAUUUAUUUUAGUUUGGUCCAUCUAUCCACAACUAUUUUUUUAUAUAUAUUUUAAUCAAUUUAAUAA
Molecule: messenger RNA, 2048 nt
Organism: Gossypium raimondii (Peruvian cotton)
Lineage: Eukaryota; Viridiplantae; Streptophyta; Magnoliopsida; Malvales; Malvaceae
Product: probable pectinesterase/pectinesterase inhibitor 34
Exons: 3
Coding region: 136-1956 (606 amino acids)
Biological process (GO): cell wall modification
Molecular function (GO): pectinesterase inhibitor activity; pectinesterase activity
Source: RefSeq, a predicted model, not a curated record